Stylophora pistillata is the source of this 4380-nucleotide messenger RNA. Its product is annotated as polycystin-1-like protein 2. The record is from RefSeq and is a predicted model, not a curated record. NCBI's taxonomy places the organism in Eukaryota, Metazoa, Cnidaria, Anthozoa, Scleractinia, Pocilloporidae. Gene Ontology annotation, cellular component: membrane. Gene Ontology annotation, biological process: detection of mechanical stimulus. Gene Ontology annotation, molecular function: calcium ion binding; protein binding; calcium channel activity.
GGCAGUUGCAGUGAUAGUGGCAGUAACAGCAACAAUGACAAUAUGGAAUUAACGAUGCGCUUGACGGAUAGUACAGCAAAUAUGAUGAUUUCCACCCUUAACGAUCCGGAGGAGCCUUUUACACCGCUGUUGGAACAAACAGCUACAAGUGUUACAGGCUGUCUCACAAAUGUUCUAAAGUCAGCUGCAGGCUCGAGUCAGGAUGAAACAGACUCGCUUGUUACCCCACCCUCUCCAGAGUUCGUGAAAAAGGCCUCUGAAAAACUAAGCAACAUGAGUGAUGCAUUUUUCGGCCGCUUGGUUCCAUCAGAAGAUCUGGUCCUAAAAACUCCAAACUUGGCAAUUUCUUUGAAAAAGGUCACAGCUAAUGAUGCAAAAGGACUCAGCAUGGGAGAUGGACCAAGUAAAUUUAAACUCCCAAGCAGCCUUGGAAAUAUAGGUGGUGGAGACAUAAAUGCAAAGAUGCAGGCUAUUGAUUUUAACCCUUAUACCUGGGACAAUAGCAGCAAGAAAAUUAAAUCACGUAUCACGAGUCUUGAGCUUAAAAGUAACAGCGCGGCAAAUAUAAAUGUAUCAAAUCUUGACAACGACAUCGAGAUUAUCAUUCCGAUUUCCAGUCCACCGCAGAACUCCACCAACGGGACGCAGCACAACUUUCUUAAGCCAAAUCAGAUGUCAGCUCGUAGUUAUUACGCAGAACUAGCCAAUGUUCCUGUCUCUCUUAAGUUGGGUGAGGUCAAAGCAGGAAUACAAAUCAAGUUGUUCAUAAAAUUUGGCAAAAGACCAACGAUAGAUGAUUUUGACUUCAAUUUCACACUGAUCUUUACAUCUACAUGUGACAACCAAACAGAUGUUAAUUCAACCUGUCAGAGAUCAGUCAGAGAUAAGUCUGUGACAGUGAUACCAUCCAAGUCGGGUUUCCUUUACGCGGGCGUGUUGUUUGAAAGCCCAAAGAAUGAAAGUCAACAUUCUAGGCAAAGAAGAUCCUGUUUUGGUCAUCGUCGAGAAAGACGGUCAUGCGUUGGCGUUAAAGAUCCCCCACCCAAAGGAUUUCUCAACACUGUGGUUCCGAAGUAUGAUCCAAACACUGACCUUAACUAUAGUUUGACCAUCACCCAGUCGAGUUGUUUGUAUUGGUCAGAAAAUACAGAAAAGUGGACUGCGGAAGGUUGCCGGGUUAGCGAAGAUUCGAAUACUACCCAUCUUAAAUGUCUUUGCAAUCACUUAACAUCAUUUGGUGGAAACUUCAUCCAGGCACCAAAUCCAAUUGACUUCGACAAAGUGUUUACUGAGUUUUCAAACCUUGCUGAAAGUGGCAACAUUUCAGUUCUUGUGACAAUUGCCUGUUUUUUCCUUCUGUACUUCAUUGUCUUGGUUUUUGCAAGAAAGGCUGACAAGAGAGAUGAGUUCAAGAUUUUCCCUCCUAAAUUAAUACCACUUGUCAAGGAAGGAGACUAUUAUUACGAUAUGGUUAUAAGCACCGGCGUUUGGAAACAUUCAGCAACAACAGCAAACAUAAGCAUUAGUAUCAAGGGCGAAAAUUACGAUCAGAGUCAGAUUCCACUAAGAGAAAAAGGGGAGACGAGCGAGCUUUUCGGACGUGGAAGUAUCAACGGCUUUGUUCUCGUGAUGAAAGAAUCAAUGGGCCCUCUAAAAGAGAUUACUUUGGAUCACGAUAAUUCGGGUGAUAAUCCGUCUUGGUUUGUAGAGACCGUAGUCAUCCAAGAUCGUCAGACCGAAGAAAGGUGGGUGUUCCCCAUUAAUAGGUGGCUUGCUUUGGAAAAAGACGACGGCCAAAUAGAGGUUACUGUGGAUAGCCGAUCUUACUCCACCUUCUCAGCUCAGGUUCGUUCACGUUUUGCCAGGAAAAUUGCCGACAGUCACCUGUGGAUGUCAGUGUUUGGAAAAGCAUGUAGCAGUACCUUUACACGUGUGCAGAGAGCUUCAUGCUGCCUUGCAGUUCUGUUUAGUGCAAUGAUAGCUAAUGCCAUGUUCUAUAACAUUGGUGGUGAAUCUGACGGUGCUAUACAGGUCGGGCCAUUUAAGUUUUCUUGGAAACAGAUAGUCAUUGGGGCACAAAGUGGCAUAAUUAUUGCUCCUAUAAACAUUAUUAUUGCCUUCCUCUUUAAGUCUAGCAGACCAAGAAAGAAAAGGAGCGAGAAAUACCAAGUGAUAGACGAGGCCCAACGACUUUUGGAUGAGAUAACAGACACCGGUUGUAUGCUUCCUCAUUUCUUUGUCUAUAUAGGCUGGUUUGUCUGCUUCUGUACAACCAUGACAGCAGCAACGUUUACGCUGUUUUACAGUCUAAUGUGGGGAAAGGAAACCUCUGAGCAAUGGCUUGCUUCUAUUUUAAUUUCCAAUGGACAAGAUAUUUUUGUUGUACAGCCAACGAAGGUCAUGAUGGUAGUCAUAGUUAUUUCCUUUCUCCUGACCACAAAGAACAAAGGCAAAUGCGAAGAAGAAGAAGAAACUGUUAUCGAUUCGCAGGAAGUUGAGAUAGAUUUUUUGAGUGAUGAUCCCAAACAGCGCUUUAAGAAAUAUCAACGGGAAAAAAUGAGGGAGAGAUCCAAAAAAGAAGCUCAGUUAACAAGCAUGACCAAAGACAUUAUUCUGCAUUUAAUAUUUGUCUUUCUCUUGGCUAUCGUAUCUUAUGGAAACAAGAAUGGAAAUCGUUUUCUGAUGACAACUGAGAUGAGAAAUCGAAUAACUAAGUUUAAUCUGGUUAACGAUGCACAUGAAUUAGAAGCAUGGUUAAAGAAGGAACUCAUAUCAAACAUUUAUAACCAGGCGUGGUAUAAUGGAGACGAGGAGAAUAACUACUUAUUCACUGAGAACAAAAUGUCGAUCUUGGUGGGAAUGCCUUGGUUGCGACAGCACAGAAUCAAAAUAGGUUCCUGUGGAUCGCUCUAUGAAAUCAUUUCCAAUUGCAACUACGAUUAUUCUCCAGACAAUGAGGACACGACUUUGCUAAGCCUUCCGGGAUGGAUACCCCUACCCCUCAAUACAUCAUGGCCCAGUGCUCUCCAAAUUUGCCCCAAGCCUUGGCGAUACCAAUCAGCAGCAGAUCUUCGCAACAACCCCAUCCAAGGGACAUACAACUCGUACGAAGGAGGUGGAUAUGCAGCAGUCAUGGGCUAUGAUGAACGCACUGCUCUAGGCGUCCUCCACGAGAAAAUUACGAAUGGAUGGAUCGAUCGCCAAACUCGAGCUGUAAUUAAAGAGUUUGCUAUUUUCAACGUGAAUACAAAUUUGAUCAGUAUUGCUUCCUACUUUUAUGAGGCCAUAGCUACUGGUGCAGCGUAUACUUCAAGAAGAAUUGAGACAUUUGAGUUGUACAGCACUCAGUCAGGAACUCUGAUGUUUUUCGUCAUUCGCCAGUUUCUUUUCAUGGCAAUGGUCCUCUUUUACUUCAUAGUUAUGUUAGUUCACCUUUAUCGCCAACGCUUAGAGUUUUAUAAGUCUGUUUGGAACAUGGUUGAUUUCUUCAUGAUCAUUUUCUCUGUAGCCUCUGUAGCAUUUUACAGGAUAAGAGCUACAAGCGUUUUAAACACCAUCAAAGCUAUUCAAGCCAAUCCUUAUGAAAUCGUGCAUUUUCACACAGCCUUGGAUUGGCUCAGUGUAGAAAAUGCGUCCAUAGCUGUAGCUGUUUUUAUGGUGACAGUCAAGUUUCUGAAUUUAAUUCGUUUUAAUCCACACGUAGUAUACCUGUUUUCAUCUUUUCGGCAAUCUAUAGGCUAUCAACUAUCGUAUGGAUUCUUCUUUCUGAUCGUGUUUAAUGCAUUUAUCGUCACAGGCAUGCAGUUAUUUGGUGGUAUAGUCCUUGAGUAUUCUAGUUACCUCGAUGCUCUCAUCUCACAAUUCGAAUUAUUGUUAGGAAAAGCGGUCCCAUUACAAGCUCUUCGAAGCGACAAACCCUUUAUUGGUCCUACGUUUGCAUUUUUGUUUUGUCUAUCUACAACAGUAUAUCUAAUGAAUAUGCUGGUUUCUGUACUCAAUGAGUCAUACGGUGACGCCAAAACGAACGCCGAGGAAAAUGUACAAGAGCUUGAAAUGGCACAUUUCAUCGAACAACGAAUAAAGGAAGUGUUCCAUGAUGGAAGUAAUCGGACUGAAUUAAAGUUGUUUGGCGAUGAGGCAACGUUCGCCAACAUGUGUCUUUCUGAAGCAGAGCCUUUCUGUUUGAAUUCUAAAAGUAUAAUACAGUGUACAAAGGAAAGAAUGCAAAAAGUGGAGAAGAAACUGCUUGCCCUUUUUCGACGAGCAGAAAACAUGGAAGCUGAUCAUUUUAAGGAGGAGAAUGACUUUAUGGAAAUGCUUUAUUCGAUGGCAAAUCCCUCUAGCUGUUACUUUAAUAGACUAUACAGAGAUGAUUUCUGA